Molecule: messenger RNA, 2579 nt
Organism: Sus scrofa (pig)
Lineage: Eukaryota; Metazoa; Chordata; Mammalia; Artiodactyla; Suidae
Gene: SLC48A1
Product: solute carrier family 48 member 1
Biological process (GO): heme transport
Cellular component (GO): plasma membrane; lysosomal membrane
Molecular function (GO): heme transmembrane transporter activity; heme binding
Source: RefSeq, a predicted model, not a curated record
CGAGGGGGGCGGGCCGGGGGCGGAGCGCGGGCGGCGCGCGGCUCCGGCUGGGCUCCCGGCUCCCGGCUCCCGGCUCCCGCUCCGGGCCCUGCACCUGUGACCAUCGGCGGCGCUCGCUCUCCGCGCCCGGCGCCCGCGGCCCCAUGGCCCCCUCCCGCCUGCAGCUCGGCCUCCGCGCCGCCUACUCCGGCCUCAGCUCCGUGGCCGGCUUCUCCAUCUUCCUCGUCUGGACGGUGGUCUACAAACAGCCGGGGACCGCGGCCAUGGGGGGGCUCGCAGGUGUGCUGGCGCUGUGGGUCCUGGUGACACACGUGAUGUACAUGCAGGAUUACUGGAGGACGUGGCUCAAGGGGCUGCGCGGCUUCUUCUUUGUGGGAGUCCUCUUCUCUGCCAUCUCCAUCGCCACCUUCUGCACCUUCCUGGCGCUGGCCAUCACCGGACACCAGAGCAUCACAGACCCCAACAGCUACUACCUCUCCUGUGUCUGGAGCUUCAUUUCCUUCAAGUGGGCCUUCCUACUUAGCCUCUACGCCCACCGCUACCGGGCUGACUUUGCCGACAUCAGCAUCCUCAGCGAUUUCUGACCCAAGGGAUGAGGUCUCUGCACCCCGGCGGUCCUCAGGACCUGGACUCAGCCUCUGAGACACCGGGUGGGCCUGCCCCACCCCCUGGGAGCCCCAGAACCAGGGCAGAAAAUACACAGCAGGAGGACGUCUGCCUCCCUGGAAGACAGGGUCCCCUUUGGGGGAACCCUGGGUGCCAUGGGGAGGGGUCCUGCCAUGUUGCUCGUCAGCCUGGCGGGUGGACAGCUUUAGACCUUUCCAAGUGGAUGUUUUCUUUGCCCUCGGUGGGUAAUCUUUGUAAGCAGGGCCAGGGCAGCGGUCAAGGGGUAGGGCAGUGGGGCCUUGACCUGUGCCCGGAGGCCAGCGGUUUGGUCCCUGCUGCCCUGGGUGCUCUCCCUGAACCAGGGGUGGCCAAGUCAAUAAGAGGGGAGGUCAAGUCAAUAAGAGAUCCCUGGCAGCGCCUUCUCGACGCCCUACCCCAGCACCCCCAUCCUGUUGUCCCCGAAGGGGCAGUAGCUGAACUCCUUGGUCCCAGGGAUGGUGACAUUUGGCUCUUUUCCCAAGGCCUGGGGACUUGAGGGGAGAGUUCGGUGUCCCUCUUCCCACCCUGUUCCACGCAGCGCUGGUUCCCAAGAGAGCGCUAGAGCUAUCCUUGCCUCACCGCACGCCCCAGAGUGGGACACCCUGAACGAGGCCAGACUGAGGGUCUUGGGGAAGGUGCUUCUGCCCCCGGAAGGGCUUUCGGGAAGGGCCCAGCGCCUCCAGCCCUGCGUGCCCCCCUGGCCUUCUCACGCCUGUCCCUCAUCAACGCCCAGAUGACCCCCGGCCCCGCGACACCUCCCAGCUCCUGCCCCUGCCCACUGCCCUUCACUUAAGCACCUUUUAAAACCUCCCUUCUAGAGGACAAAACCUGCUUAACUGCCUACACACUGGCCCAAGGGCUCACCUAACUCGGGAGGGAAGGGGCCACAUCUUUUUAUCUUCGGUUGCCAUUUUGCACGGUUUACCCCUUCCCCACCCGAUGUGUCCUGCCCCUCAGCUCUUUGCCUUAUCUGUGUCACUGUCACUUUAGCAGAAAUAACAGCGGCCAUUUCUAUCAGCCAAGCCUCUGGUGCUUUCUUGUGGGGAGAGUGGGCAGGAAGGGUGGGUCGGUGGGUCUCCCAUUGUCCAUGAAGCCAUUGAAGCCAUUUCCUUAGCUCAGAGGAGCCCACAUGCUCUGGUGCCACCGGCAAGGGGGAACCCACAGCCCAGCUCUCCCCCUCCAGCUCCCUCAGGACCCCCCACCCCAGCUGGGGCGACGCCGCCCCUGGGCACAGCCUCAGUCAUGCCUGUGGGAUCCAGUGCUAGUCACCCCAGGGGCCAGGCCAGACAGGAAGGGGAUGAACCCGCUUCCCUUCAUGUCCUCCAGGCUGUGAGGGCGUGGGGCCAGUCGGAGGUAACAAGGCUCCUGCUCCUGCAGGCUGAAGAAGGCUGGCUGCCUUGGAACCAUAAAGACAGGCACGGGCAGCCCUGGCAGCUUCUUCUGCUUACACUGGGUGAGCCUGCCCAGGCCUGCCGCCCCACCUCCUUUUAAUAGGCUCUGAAGAUCCUUCAGGAGUCAUGGUACAUUAGAGCAGGAAGGAACCUAACAGGUUCUGGAGCCUUUAACUGAUAAACAGAGGCCCCAGGAGGUGAACCCAAGUAGGAAUGAUUCAUGACUAGGAAGAGGCCUUAGAGAGCUGGGUCCGCAGGUGUCCGGAUCCCCCGCCCCCAGCAGGGGCAGAGCUGCUGCCUCUUCUUCAUGGGGCAGGCGGGGCAGCCAGGGUGUGUUCAGAACAGACUCUUUCUGCAAGGCAGCUGCCGCACAAGGCCAAAGAGCUGGGGGGCAGCUCUCCCCAGCCCAACCCGCUCCCUUCUCCUGGACAUCAGAUGGGGCCCAGGCUGUACUGUGUGGCUGCAGGCCCACUGCCCACCCCUCAUUCCCCAGAGGUCCUUUCACAUGCACCUUUAAAGCAAAUAAAACAUUUAUUGUUCAGA